UCACGAGAGCCAACACCUGUUUCUCUGCUCUGUUGCUCGAAAUCAUUGAGUCGAAACUUUGAAUCCAACCAAAACAAUGGUUGGGACGAUGAUUACUAGUGCAGCUCAAUGCUGUCUCUCUGCAUCGCCCAGAAUUUUCGCCAAACAAACUCGGCCCGCCAUUCUUCCCAACAGAGUAAAGUUCCCCACUAUUACUUCGAUGCUUACUCGGAGGAGACUGCUUCCACUUUGCUUCUUCAAUGGCCGAAAAGACAAUUCCAAUUUCCCAGAAAAGGAAGAGACUGAACUUGAGUGGCCGAUACUCAAGCGAUGGGAGGUUCCAUGGGAGUGGCAAACAGUUUCAUUAACUUCACUUGCCUGUGGUUUAAGUUUUAUCUUGACAGGAUUGUUAGAGACGGCUGCUAUACCUUAUCUAGGAAUUAAUAUCGAGACACUAAAUUUGGACGAGAAGGCUGAGAUACUGUUUGUGGAUCAAAGCAUUACAACUAUAGUUGUGCUUGGCGUUUUGUAUGGUAUAGCCAACACUUUUGGGCCCCUUCCUGAAUACCUAUUCCGCUAUGAUUUGAAAGAACCUUUCAAUCUAAAGAAAGGAUGGCUCUUGUGGGCAGUGAUUGGUCUUGCUGGUGCUGUUAUUGCUAUUGGUUUAACAGGGGCUGCCAUGUCCUUGUUUCGUGGCGAGGAAUCUCAAAGGGAGACUGAUGCUUUAGUUCGCUUGCUUCCGUUGAUUGGAUCCUCGAGUAUCAGCACUGCUUGCUUGGUGGGCGUCACAGGUAUUCUGGCUCCAAUUCUUGAGGAGACAGUAUUUCGAGGGUUUUUUAUGACAUCACUGACAAAGUGGGUUCCUACGCCAGUUUCUGUAAUUAUCAGUGCAGCUGCAUUUGCACUUGCACAUCUCACUCCCGGAGAGUUUCCCCAGUUAUUUAUACUAGGGGCUGCUUUGGGAUUUUCAUAUGCUCAAACUCGCAAUCUGGUGACUCCUAUCACAAUCCAUGCUUUCUGGAAUUCGGGUGUGAUUUUACUUCUUACCUUUCUUCAGUUGCAAGGUUAUGACCUAAAGGAAUUGUUACAAGCAACUUGAUAAAGAUUUGAGAUUUUGCAACUGCUGAUGGCUUGGACAAUGAAGCUUUAUGGUGUAAAAUGUCGGACCAAGCGGCAUGGAUGUUAUAAUCACAUUCAUGUGUAAAAU
Molecule: messenger RNA, 1186 nt
Organism: Hibiscus syriacus
Lineage: Eukaryota; Viridiplantae; Streptophyta; Magnoliopsida; Malvales; Malvaceae
Exons: 11
Coding region: 77-1078 (333 amino acids)
Biological process (GO): CAAX-box protein processing
Cellular component (GO): membrane
Molecular function (GO): metalloendopeptidase activity
Source: RefSeq, a predicted model, not a curated record